Messenger RNA from Daphnia carinata, 1573 nucleotides. RefSeq lists its product as uncharacterized. Gene Ontology annotation, cellular component: neuron projection membrane. Bases 166 to 1194 code for a protein of 342 amino acids. The transcript is spliced from 6 exons. Lineage: Eukaryota; Metazoa; Arthropoda; Branchiopoda; Diplostraca; Daphniidae. The record is from RefSeq and is a predicted model, not a curated record. Gene Ontology annotation, biological process: synapse organization.
UCGUUCGGGAAAGGUCGUGAGUUUUUCGCACUAGAACGGCGCUUCUCCUUUUUCUCUUCGGUCCGACCCUAUUCAUCGCUUUCCUUUCAAACUUUUUUACGGCCUACUCGCCCUACAAUAGAACAUCCCCCAUGCCUCCUUAAUUCUUCUGGAGCGGUCGGCAUUAUGAGGAGCGGACUGUUUCUUGGCAGCCAACUCGUCGUCUACUCUCUGCUGAUUGUCGCCAACGAGAGUAAAAGAAUCGAAAUACAAGAAACAAAUCAAGACGACCGUCUCCGUCUCCGCAAACAUAGUUGUGUCUCAUCUCGUGCAGGUCAUCUGGGAGCUCUGCCUGGACUGUUCGUCGACCAGGACGGCAUUGACGGCUGUAAUCAUGACCAUGGACCGGCACCUUCGUUCAGUGCUCCGGAGAAUGGAUCGACCGUGAAAGGCCAUCACGGUGCCCCUGCCAAACUACAAUGCACCGUUCAAGAGCUCCAUCACCGAGCUGUGUCUUGGAUCAGAAAGACAGUGGAUGACUUGCAGCUGUUGACGGUGGGCGAAUCCAGUCACACGGCCGACCCGCGGAUUAGCCCCGAUUUUACCUAUCCACAUUUAUGGCAGCUCAAGUUCAAUCCAGCGAUGAUCAACGACUCAGGCACAUACCUCUGUCACAUCUCUACCGACCCACCACUCAUUCGCUACAUCCGCCUUGAGAUUUCAGUUCCAGAACCAAUCGUCGAGCUGGUCGACAGCUUGACGGACGCUGCGCUAUCCUCGGACCGGGUCCUCUACUAUCGAAUCGGCUCUAGCCUCGAACUGCGCUGCCGUGUCAAACGCUAUUGGAUCAAACCGACGCGUUUCCAUUGGCUCAAGUCAGGCAAUCCAGUGUCCGAUGAGCUGUGGCGCGGCGGAAUUAGCAUCUACACGGAAAUCACCAAACCUGGCCAGCUGGAAAAUAAGCUUAGCAUUGCCAACGCAACGAUCAACGACGGCGGGAAUUACACUUGCAGUCUAGAUUCAUUUUCUGUCAGUAUCGUUGUUCAUUUUCUUAAAGAAGAGAAACAAGCUGCUUCGCAGCACGCAUCAAAUGGUGUCCAUUCAUCAGUAAUGGAACACGCCUUCCAUCGAGGAAUGGCUUGUCAUUUAAUCCUCUCGUUUCUACUCCAAGUCGGCAUCUCUCAUCGCCAUUUAUUCCGUGCCAUUGAGCCAUGAAUCGUGCGAUUGAAUAUAUACUGCCAUUGAUUCCUACCUUCUCUUUCCCACUCUACAAAUCAAACGUCUGCAGGAUGUCGGCAUUCAGAUCUCACGGAAGAUCCAUUUCAUACGUCGAACUUCGAAUCCACUAGAGAAUCUAAUAUUUUUUAAUCAAUUUCCAAAGUCGAUUUUAUGUUCCAUACUUGUGCUUACCACGACAAACGAAUUUAAGAAACAAAAAACAAAAAACAAAAAAAAACGAAAUGAUAAAUUAUUUUGUAACUCUAUAACGUUUUCCAUAGUUUUCACCAUCGGCCACUGCUGAUGUAAACAUUAUUGGAUUGUAGUUUCAUUUUUAUAAACAUCUAUCCAGGGUCAAACACGUUGGAUACACCGA